Molecule: messenger RNA, 1057 nt
Organism: Bradysia coprophila
Lineage: Eukaryota; Metazoa; Arthropoda; Insecta; Diptera; Sciaridae
Gene: Cpr51A
Product: Cuticular protein 51A
Source: RefSeq, a predicted model, not a curated record
UGUCAAAAACUAAUUACCAAUUAGUGCAGUUCAUAUUUACACAGUGUUCGUAUCGAAGUAAAAAGAAAAUGAUAAAAAUUAAAAUUGUUAUACUAGGCAUUGCCAUCGGUUUGGUCAGUGGACAAACUUUCCAACAAGUUCAAAAUUUUCCUGCUCAAACCAUACAUUCACCACAGCGUGAAGUCCAACCAGAAAUUCAUAUACAGUCACAGUCACAGCAAAGAGCAUCCGAUCUCAAUGAUGAAGUAGCUCGUAAUUUCCGACUGUCGGUCGCCCAAUCGAUCAGAGAUAGACAGAAUCAAGGACCAACAAAUAUUGGCGGUCUGCCAGCUGAUUAUCCGGUAGAUCCUUUGAAUGAUCCGAAUAUACCGAUCGUUCAAAUCAAUAACCAACCCCUGCGGCAGUCACAUAUUUCUCGGCCUCGAUCUCGUCCCCGUCUUCAACGAAUUCGUGUCGAAGAACCAUUGGAAGAGAAUGAACCAGAAAAUAUUCCACAAGCAUUUCUACAACGACAACAGACUCGUAUCCCAGUUCCGAGCACACCAGUCAGACAACAAGUUGUCCAUACUGAUGAAGAGGACGCCGAAACUGCUAGAUAUUUGAGAAAACAGGCUGAGAAUGCUCACUACAGUUUUGAUUCGUCUGUCCAAGAUACCAUCAAUGACCAUGCAAUUAGUCGUCAGGAAGUUCGCGACGGUUUGGCGUUAAAAGGCAUGUACUCGUACAGUGAUGGUUUCUUCAGACGUACUGUCCAUUACGAAGCUGAUGAGCAUGGAUACCGUGUUACCAAGGAAGAGAUUGAUCCGAUUGGUAACGGACCACAGUACAAUCCCAGUGGUAAGGCCGAUGUUUCGUCGUCUUUGAUCGGCGAAUACUCAAUAACCGCUGAUGAUGUCCGUGACACUCGAGUCAAGAACCCAUUACGACGAGAAGAAUUCGAAGAGCCACAAAUCAGGAACAGAGCACCAGAAAGAAAACAUCGUUUUGAAGCUGGACGAGUUUAACAAUGCGAAAGUGUUGUGCUGAUAAAAACCAAUAAAUUGCUGUUAAUUAUGUU